AUGCCUACGAUCGCUAUCAAACCUGGUGCGACUGUAUUUGUGACAGGCGUCAACGGGCUCGUCGGAAGCCAUAUUGUCGAUCAGCUCCUGAAGCGAGAAUACAAUGUUCGCGGUGCGGUGAGAGAUGUCGAGAAACACAAAUACAUGACGGAGUACUUCAACGAUAAGUACAAGGAAGCGAAAUUUGAGUUGGUUGAGGUACCCGAUAUGACAGUCGAGGGAUGCUAUGAUGAUGUUGUUGAUGGUAUUGAAGGCUUCGUCCACGUCGCGUCACCGAUCGGAGGCAUUUCCGAAGUCAAUGAAGCGAUCUCGAUUACCGUGAGGGCAAGUCUAAACGGCCUCAAGGCUUGUGCGAAGGUACCCUCAUGCAAGGGCUUCGUUUUCACCUCGUCGUCCCUUGCCGCGACGUUUCCUCGUCCCAAUGUUGAAUUCUCGAUCGACGAGAGUACAUACAAUGAUGAAGCGUUGAAGAUUCUGGAGAAAGAGCCGGGUAAACCAGGGCUGUUUGUCUACGCCGCCAUGAAGACCGAGACUGAGAAGGCGAUGAUGAAAUGGAUGGAAGAGAAUCGGCCCAACUUCGUGUUCAACCGCGUGUUGCCGAACGCCAAUUUUGGCCCUGUCGUGAUCCCCGAGCAUCAAGGCUUUCCUUCAACCAUUGGUUGGGCCCGUGCUGCAUGGGAAGGCGAACAGCUCGACUUUUGGACCACUUCCGUUGGCCCGCAAUGGUAUGUUCAUCCCAUUGACUGCGCGCUGGUACACAUCUCCGCGCUGAUCCACAGCGAUGUUGAAAAUGAACGUCUCUUUGCUUUUGCAGAGCCGUGGAGCUACAACCAGAUGCUGGAUAUAUGGCGUAAGCUGUAUCCUAAAAGGAGGUUUCUCGAUAACAUCGAGGGCAUGGGUGUUGACCGAAUGAGUUUGCCCAAUGCCAGAGCUGAGGAAGUCAUGAGCUGGUUGAAGGAACCGGGGUCGAAAUGGGACAGCCUUGAAAAGGGUUUGCAGGAGAUGACUGAAAACUGGAUUUGA
Molecule: messenger RNA, 1023 nt
Organism: Alternaria infectoria
Lineage: Eukaryota; Fungi; Ascomycota; Dothideomycetes; Pleosporales; Pleosporaceae
Exons: 3
Coding region: 1-1023 (340 amino acids)
Molecular function (GO): oxidoreductase activity, acting on the CH-OH group of donors, NAD or NADP as acceptor
Source: RefSeq, a predicted model, not a curated record